Messenger RNA from Phasianus colchicus (ring-necked pheasant), 3156 nucleotides. Lineage: Eukaryota; Metazoa; Chordata; Aves; Galliformes; Phasianidae. The record is from RefSeq and is a predicted model, not a curated record.
UGUGGCCAUAACUGUUCAUAUUGCCAAACUAAGUUCUGUGCACGCUGUGGAGGAAGAGUAUCUUUACGGUCAAAUAAGGUAAUGUGGGUAUGUAACUUGUGCCGAAAACAACAAGAAAUCCUCACAAAAUCAGGAGCCUGGUUCUAUAACAGUGGAUCAAACGCACCACAGAAGCCUGACCAAGAAGGUACUAGAGGUCUGCGGAACGAGGAAGCACCUCAAGAGAAAAAAGCAAAGCUCCAAGAGCAUUUGCAGUACCAAGGACCACCAGGUGACAUAUCCACACAAGUUUUGGACAAAAACAGAUCUCAAGGACUCACCAGGCAAGACUCGAUUAAGAAUGGUUCUGGAGUAAAGCACCAAGUAACAAGUGACACAACAUCAGACAGGAAAAGAAGCCCAUCAAUAUCAAGAGAACAGAACAGAAGAUACGACCAAAGGGAAGAGAGAGACGAAUAUUCACAGUAUGCUACAUCAGACAGUGCGAUGCCCAGGUCACCAUCAGAUUAUUCCGAUAGGCGGUCACAGCGUGGCCCUCAGUUAUACGAAGAGCCUGAACUGGGUGAUUAUAGAGAUUCCAACAGGAGGAGUCGCAGGCGUUCCAAGGAGUAUCCGGUAGAAGAGGAGGAUGCACAGAACAGGGAGGAAUAUGAAAGGCAAAGGAGAGAAGAGGAAUAUCAGGCACGAUACAGAAGUGAUCCUAACUUGGCUCGUUAUCCAGUCAAACCACAACCAUAUGAGGAACAAAUGCGUAUCCAUGCUGAAGUGUCCCGAGCACGUCAUGAAAGGAGACAUAGUGAUGUCUCAUUGGCAAAUACUGAGUUGGAAGAUUCCCGGAUAUCUAUGCUGAGGAUGGAACGACCCUCAAGGCAAAGAUCGGUGUCUGAGCGCAGAGCUGCCAUGGAAAAUCAACGUUCAUACUCUAUGGAAAGAACUCGAGAGGCUCAGGGACCAAGUCCCAAUCGUCAGAGGACCACAAAUCAUAGCCCUCCUACACCUAGGAGGAGUCCAAUUCCUCUGGAAAGACCGGACAUGAGGCGCUCUGAUUCAUUAAGGAAACAACACCAUUUGGAUCCCAAUUCUGCUGUACGGAAAACGAAACGGGAAAAGAUGGAGACCAUGUUACGGAAUGAUUCACUCAGCUCAGACCAGUCUGAAUCUGUCAGACCUCCGCCACCAAAGCCCCAUAAAACAAAAAAGGGAGGUAAAAUGCGCCAGGUUUCAUUAAGUAGCUCAGAAGAAGAAUUGGCAUCUACUCCAGAGUACACGAGUUGUGAUGAUGUGGAGAUUGAAAGUGAAAGCGUUAGUGAAAAAGGAGACAUGGAUUACAACUGGUUGGACCAUACGUCUUGGCAUAGCAGUGAGGCAUCCCCAAUGUCUUUGCAUCCAGUAACUUGGCAACCGUCCAAAGAUGGAGACCGUCUCAUUGGUCGGAUUUUAUUAAAUAAGCGACUAAAAGAUGGAAGUGUGCCGAGAGACUCAGGAGCAAUGCUUGGAUUGAAGGUAGUAGGAGGAAAGAUGACUGAAUCAGGUCGACUCUGUGCAUUUAUCACCAAAGUUAAAAAAGGAAGCUUAGCUGAUACCGUGGGCCAUCUUAGACCAGGUGAUGAAGUGCUGGAAUGGAAUGGAAGGUUACUACAAGGAGCUACCUUUGAGGAGGUAUAUAACAUCAUUUUAGAGUCCAAACCUGAGCCACAAGUGGAGCUUGUUGUUUCAAGACCAAUUGGGGAUAUUCCCAGAAUACCUGACAGCACACAUGCACAGCUGGAGUCCAGUUCUAGUUCCUUUGAAUCUCAGAAAAUGGACCGACCUUCUAUUUCAGUGACUUCUCCUAUGAGUCCUGGCAUGUUAAGGGACGUUCCACAGUUCUUGUCUGGACAACUUUCAAUAAAACUGUGGUACGACAAGGUUGGUCAUCAGUUAAUAGUGACAAUACUGGGAGCAAAGGAUCUUCCUUCAAGGGAAGAUGGGAGGCCAAGGAAUCCUUAUGUUAAAAUUUAUUUUCUUCCAGACAGAAGUGAUAAAAAUAAAAGAAGAACAAAAACAGUAAAGAAAACAUUGGAACCCAAGUGGAACCAGACAUUUAUUUAUUCUCCAGUUCAUCGGAGAGAAUUUAGAGAACGAAUGUUAGAAAUUACCCUUUGGGACCAAGCACGAGUUCGGGAGGAAGAAAGUGAAUUUUUAGGAGAGAUUCUUAUUGAGUUAGAGACAGCACUACUAGAUGAUGAACCUCAUUGGUACAAACUUCAAACACAUGAUGUCUCUUCAUUGCCACUUCCCCAUCCCUCACCAUAUUUGCCACGAAGACAGCUCCAUGGCGAGAGUCCCACGCGGAGGUUACAAAGGUCCAAAAGAAUCAGUGACAGUGAAGUCUCUGAUUAUGACUGUGAUGAUGGAAUUGGUGUGGUUUCAGAUUAUCGACAUAAUGGAAGAGACCUCCAAAGUUCAACGCUAUCAGUGCCAGAACAAGUUAUGUCAUCUAAUCAUUGCUCUCGAUCAGGGUCCCCUCACCGUGGAGAUAGUAUAGGACGGACAAGAUCGUGGUCUCCCAGUGUCCCUCCCCCACAAAGUCGGAAUGUGGAUCAGGGACCAAGAGGGACACGAUCUACUGCUGCACAUUACAAUACCCUGAACCGAAUGGAAAGACACCGUGCAAUAGAUGACCACUACUCCCCGGACAGAGAGAGGAAUUGUGAAGCAGCAGAUAGACAGCCAUAUCAAAGAUCCAGAUCAACAGAGCAACGUCCUAUGCUAGAGCGGACCAACUCCCGCUCCCGAUCCACAGAGCGUCCUGACUCAAACCUCAUCAGGUCGAUGCCUUCAUUAAUGACUGGAAGAUCUGCCCCUCCUUCACCUGCCUUACCGAGGUCACAUCCUCGAACUGGGUCUGUUCAGACAAGUCCAUCAAGUACUCCAGUAGUAGGAAGAAGGGGCAGGCAGUUACCACAGCUCCCACCAAAAGGGACUUUGGAGAGAAGUAAGUGUGUGGUUUUCUCCUUAAUGACAUUGCAAAAUGCUCGUGGAGGUCAAGUGUGUUUCUUAUUUCUCUUUGGGGAAUUAAAACUCUUGAGUUUUUACAAUGGAGACAAGGAGAUAGAACCUUAUGAAGGUCUGUACAUAAAGGAGGGUUCGUUUUUCACCCGAAAGCCUUUGUGA